AUGUUUUGGCUACUAUUCUUGUCUGUAUGUGUUUUUUCUUGCAAUGCUUCUGUGGAAGGAUUGAUAGAUAUAGCAACGAGUGAAGUAUUAGACGAUGCAAAGGAAUUGAAUGAUAUGAUUCAAGAAUCAUUUCACAAACUUCUUGAGGAUUCUUUGAUAGCCAACUAUUCUUCUAGAAAAUCUGAGUAAGCUUUGUUUUUCUAAAAAAAUGAAUCAAGAGUAACGAAUAUUCUAAUAGGUUUUAUUUGAAUGUCUACGUCAAUCCAGCUAUUCAACAUAUGUCAAUUGAUCCAGUAAAACAAACUAUGUUUCUUGUUAUAUAUUAUGUUGUUGUAAGUUUAAAAAAAUUUAUUGAAAACCAAAAACCGAAAUUUCUCUUUGAGGUAUGGGAAGAUGAACGGCUAGCCUGGGAUCCCAAAAAAUGGGCUGAUGUGAAAACAAUCACUGUUAAUUCUGCAGCAAUUUGGCAACCAACAUUUCAUUUUGAAAAUAUGCUCAUGAUAGGGGGAAAACCACGACGAGAAGAUCGACCUUUUGUGACCCUAGAAAUGCAAGAAAAUGUAAUUUGUCUGCAAUAGAGAUUUUUUAGUUAUCGAUUCCAAAAAAAACCAACAUUUCCAGGCAACACGAGCGACUGUCAUAACACAGUUUAGAUAUAAUUUGGAAUUUGAAUGCACAAUGAGUUUCGAUGGUUUUCCAGCUGAUGAAAAUUUUUGUGUUGUGGAAUACGAUACUGAAAGUCCAAAAGUUUUGUUGAAAGAUUACAUAUGGAAUUCGAGAAAGGUUGAUUUAGGUAGACCUUUUACAGUAUUUUUAAAAUAAUGUAAACAAUUUUUAUAUUCUUUUUGGUGAGAUUUUUACUGCUCCAUUUUUUCUACGGUGUUACCAAACUUUUUUUUUCAUAAUAAUGUAGUAUGUUUAAAAAUUGAUUAGACACCAUGUUACGUAGAAAAAAUCCAAGUUUAGAUAAACAAGAGCUGCAGGCCGGAAAAUCCAGAUUCGCCAAAGUAUUUUACAGAAAUUAGUAAACUUUUUUGAAGAUAAUUUGAAAAUUGAAUUUUUUCAGCAUUUUCCGAAAAUGACCCAAAAAUGAUAGUUUCGGAAUUUGAAAUUCUCAAUGUAACAUCAAGAGUCUCUCUUUCGAUUGACUCAUCACACAAUCUUCUGACACAAUCCCAUCGAACUUUUAUUUAUUUCAAACGCCAUGCUCCAUAUUUCUUCGCAGUUUUCACAAUUCCAAUUUGCGUGAGUCCUUUUUUUUUUAACAACAAUUUGUUAUAUUAAAAAAUUUUGUUUUAGAUUUGUGCAAUUUUGAAUAUGCUCUCUUUUUUGACUAGUUCAAUUCUUGUUUCUUGUUUUAUUUCAUUCGCAUCAAUUUUGCUCGGCAUGCUUUUUAUGAAAGAUUUUCUCACACAACUCCCUCCAUUCAUCAAUACUGUUCCGAAAUGUGUUCAAUUAUACAUGUUUGUUAUGUUCAUCAAUUUCUUUUCCCUGAUUCUCCAUUUUGUUUCAAUCAAGUUUGAUCAUAUUCCAAUUUCGAAAAUCAAACGAAGCUUGUCAAUUAUUUCAAAAUCGACAACUAUCAAAGGUAAGUUGAACUUUUUUUUAUCUCACUAAUGUGCAAAAUUUCAGACGAAAUACCAUUGCUCAAAAUAAUUCGAACAUUUUUCGCAAUCGCUCUUCUCGUAACAUAUUGUGUUUUGAUUGUCAAAUUUUUAGUUGGAAAAUAA
Caenorhabditis angaria is the source of this 1730-nucleotide messenger RNA. Lineage: Eukaryota; Metazoa; Nematoda; Chromadorea; Rhabditida; Rhabditidae. The record is from the annotation of a GenBank genome assembly.